Messenger RNA from Rotaria sp. Silwood2, 772 nucleotides. The record is from the annotation of a GenBank genome assembly. Lineage: Eukaryota; Metazoa; Rotifera; Eurotatoria; Philodinida; Philodinidae.
AUGCCAAGAAAUGGUUCAUCAAAAGAAAAAAUGCUACAACUCGAACAUUUAAAAGUUAAGGAUCAAAUAUUUUCUGUUCACAAACCUCACAGACAAGUAAAAUUGAUCCGACUACUUAAUAUUCCAUCAUCUAUCUCAAAUGACGUUAUUCGUGAUGUUGUAUCAAAAUGGAAGGGUACGAUUGUCACUGUAGAAUGUGAGUGUCUUCCACGACCUUUUUCAUCAAUUAAAACAUUUGUUCGACGAAUACGUAUGAAAUUUGAGUCACCAAAUGACGAACACAAUAUUCCGAUAUCCUUUAAAUUGUUUGGUAUCGUACAUCAUUCAACACCAAUAUCAAGUGAUGAACUUCCAUCAACACCUACCGUUGUUGGUAUACGUGAUGCUGAUGACUUUGAAAGUCCACAACUAUCAGCAACACAAGAAUGUAUUGCAACUGUGACUGCUUUACCUCCAUGUGAUCAAGAAGAACAACCAGAUGUUGAACAACAACCCGCUGUUCAUCAAGAACUAGAUGUACAACAACAACCAAAUAUACAACAACAACCAGGCGUUCAACAACAAUCAGAAGGUCAGCAAGAACUGGAUGAUGCACGGCAAAUUAUGUUAGGCCAAGACAAUAUUCAUCCGAAUGAUAAAGCAUCUAAUAUGAUUAAUCAAGCCCCGAGCAUUAAUUUUAUAGAAGCAUAUCAAAUGUAUAAGGAUGGUCAAAAUGUGUUAAAACGACCCCGCCAUGAUGAGAAUAAUAUAACAAUAAAUGAGUCAAAAAAGC